This is a messenger RNA of Rhododendron vialii, 2124 nucleotides long. Its product is annotated as coilin-like. Bases 197 to 1990 code for a protein of 597 amino acids. The transcript has 13 exons. NCBI's taxonomy places the organism in Eukaryota, Viridiplantae, Streptophyta, Magnoliopsida, Ericales, Ericaceae. Gene Ontology annotation, molecular function: U2 snRNA binding; U1 snRNA binding. Gene Ontology annotation, biological process: spliceosomal snRNP assembly. The record is from RefSeq and is a predicted model, not a curated record. Gene Ontology annotation, cellular component: Cajal body.
UUUUACAGAUUUUAUUGUUUUGGAAAUGGAUUGGAGAUGGCUAUAGUUUUUAUAGUUUUGGAGAUAGGUUGGAGAUGCUCUCAUGGUCGUAUUAUGUCGAGCCGAGGGUUAAGAAGAGCAAACCCAGAAGCAUUUCCUUAUUGGGGAUUGUGCGAUCGCUUAUCUGUUCUCACUUUCCGCUGCUGCAUGGUGUACUAUGGGCACUGUAAGAAUCCGUGUGGUGUUCGAAGACGACGGCCGCAUUCUGACCGAAUCACAGGUAUCGCAAGGGUUGAAUCAAAGCUGGAUCCUGCUCAAACCACAACACCAAUCCAUUUCUGAUCUCUCCUCCUAUCUCGCCCACUUUUUCGACCUCCAUCGCUCCUGCCCUAAUGGCAUCUUCCUCUCUAUGGAUGACUUUGUGUUGCCACCAUUUGAAUCAACAUGUGUUCUAAAGGAUAAGGAUGUAAUCAGAGUCCAGAGAAAAGGACGAAGGUUGCGUGACGUUGUCAAGGUAGAUAAUGGACUAAAUUUGAGUGAGGACAAAGGAAUUGUGGAGAAGCAACCUGUUAUCACUUGUGCGCCACUUUCAGUGAACGUGGAGUUUGGAAAGGAGACUGGUGGUUACCAAAUUGAGCCUGAAGAGGAAGAAGAUACAUUACUCAUAAAUAAUCCAUCUGGUGGAAAUGCCAUUUCGAAGAAAAGGAAAGCAUCAAAGAAACUCCAGAGCCCGGAGAAGAAGAAAAAACGUACUAUGGCUCCUCGAGAUCUUGAAAAUGAUUUCCAAAUGGAGCAUAAUGAGAGCUUUAACGACGAUGGCCUCCCCUGUGGGAAGAGUGUUGACAAGAAGCAGAAAGUAUCUGAUGUAAGGAGUGAACCUCAGAGAGCUAGUACUUCUACAAAUGGUGACAGAAAUAAUGACAAUGUUGAGACUUUGUCUAAAUCAAAGAGGUUUGGCAAGCUUCAAGAAAAUGGAGAAGCAUGUGGUGACGUGCCUCACACGUCUGAUGGAACUAAAAAGGUCCCUAGUAGAAGUUCUCGGCGGCAAUAUGCCAGAAGGCGAUGGCUGAAGGAACUAAAAGCUGAAAAGAAAGAGCUUGAUCGGUUGCAACAAAACGGUGAAGCAGGUGGUGAGAUUGCUGCAGAUGAUGAGACUGUUCCCCUCAUUACUAGGCCAGGAUACAUUCGCUUUGAGCCUCUGGAUGCAGGCCAGCCUGCCCAGCAAAGCCUAGUAUCCGUGGAAACUCUCCAAGGGAACAGGAUCACCAGCAAGAGAAGAGGUACAAAAUGGGGCAGAGAAAAUUUUGCAUCGAGCGGAAGACACGAUGACAAAGCCUCCAACAAAGAACAUUUUCAAAUGAUGACUACUGAUAAAGGGGAACCUCCAAAUGCUCCCGUCGACUUUGAUGAACUUGCACCCCUUAAUAGGUUGCCUAUGGAAGGUGAAGUAAUUGCAUAUCGCCUAGUGGAGUUAUCAUCAUCUUGGAGCCCUAAGCUUUCAACUUUUCGAGUUGGCAAAACAGCAUGGUGCGAUCCAAAGUCCAAAAGAAUUCUACUUACACCAUUAGCAGGAUAUCCAGUUAUUCUCGAGAAUCAGCAAGAUGAAGAUGGAUAUGAACAACUAGAAGAUUACUCUCCUUAUGGUCAAGAUGGAUCUUUAGAGAUAAGUUUUAUGUCACUUAUAGAUGUCCGGGUUAUGAACAAUGUCAACUCAGAUCCUCCAAAAGCAUCUUCCGGUUGGACUAAGAAGGCUCCCAUCGUCAAUGAAGCUACCACAUGGAGUGCGGGUCCAAGCAAUAACUAUAAGCAAACCCAUGCCCCCAUCGAAGAAAAUGAGGUGAGUGUGUGGGAUAAACACGUACAAGCCCAAAGCGCCAAGAAAGCACAGGUGAUUCAUGUGAAUAGUCGGAGUAACGAGAACUCUGGUUCAAGGCCGUCUACAAGUAGAGCCUCGAGAAAUAGUGCACUUGCCCCAUCAUUGGCUCUUCUAAGAGCUCGGAAUGCUAUGUAAAUUGACAGCCCCUAUGAGGGUCAUUGUUCAUAAGGGAACUAAAAAGACCCCUUUGUGUAAUGUAUGCAACUUUUGAGCUGAUUUCGGAAAGCUUGACCUCUUAAAUAGAAGUAGCGUUUUGGAAGUUUAGAUUA